AUGAGAACCCCACCUCUCUGGCUCGCCCUGGCCCACGUCUUACUGCAUGCCAACGCACAACAACUCCCCUAUAACCCAACAUCUAUCUUCCUCGCGCCCGACAAUGAGCAAGCCUACAUCCUACUACCUUCUUCCUCCAGCGCCCCUGCCGGCGAGCUGCUUGCCCUUGACAUCUCCUCGCGCAUCGAUGUAGCGAAGCUCUCGCCGACCGUCCUCUCGAAGAGUUUGCCGUUCUUAAAGGGGAGCAACGAUGGUAUCGCGUUCAUACCGGCGAUGAAGCCGUCUGGCGAUAUCGGUGUGUACGCAGGUUCAUGCGCGUUGAACUCGUCCGUGUGGACAUACAGCUCGGGGAGCGCGAAGUCAGGAAAGUGGUCCGAGACAGCGGUAUCCGACUCCGCAGACACCACGUCGUCAGAGCUGCGCAAUACAAACUUCCUCGCGGCAGGCCUCUACUUCUCGACAAAGUCAGAGGCAGAUGCCGCGAAUACGCCGAUGUUCGUGCUGGGCGGGAUGUGCCCCACGGUUGCGAACACCAACGCAAACACCUGGCAAGCCUCGGCAAACUACACAAACACACUGCUCAAGCUCACGCCCCCCAAGUCCACAGGAGCCUCCGCAUCAUACACCCUCUCUCUUGGUGCUGCGGACGGCCAAAAACUGGUUCCGGAAGCUGGCCACACAAUCACCUCUCUGGCACCAACGCUCGCGAACGCGAGCUCCUCGGCGGGCGCAGAGCACGUCCUCAUCGGCGGACACACGGCCGGUGCGUUCAUUGGGAUGGACCGCGUUGGGGUCCUAGCCCUGCCGGAGGGGACGUGGACGUUCCAGUCCGUCAGCGCGCGCAAUCUUCUGGGAGGAGGGGGGCUGGCGGUAAUUAGGGCGUCGGGGGAUGAGGUACCAGAUUCCAGGUCGGGGCAUACGGCGCUGUUGAGUGGAGAUGGGGGGAGGAUUGUGGUGUUUGGGGGGUGGGUGGGAGAUGUGGAUACACCUGCGGAACCGCAGCUGCUGGUGCUGCAGCUUGGUGGGGAUGGGGACUGGGCUUGGGAGGUUCCCAAUGCGGCGGGUAGUGGUAUUGGCGGAGGGGAGGGGAUUUAUGGGCAUGGUGCUGUUAUGCUUCCUGGUGGCGUCAUGAUGGUCGUCGGUGGACGCAGGAUUUCGUCUGCGGCGUCUAAGGAGAAGCGGGCGGAUAACAAGUUGCAGACGUUGCUUCUCGAUACUACGACUAUGACUUGGGUCAACGACUAUACGAAUCCUUCAUUUGCCAGUCCGAAUCCUGCUGCUACGGCCGGUACAACCGAUCCGGCGGCGCCAGGCUGGGAUGACAACUCGAAGAAAGUGAAGAUAGGAGUUGGCGCGGGUAUUGGUGGAACGGUGGCGAUAGCAAUAGCCGCCCUCUGUAUCUGGUACGCGCGGAGGGCUCAUGCCAAGAGGGUUGGAGAGAGACACCAGAAGCUCCAUGCUCUCAGCCAGGCAGCGCAUUGCGAGGGACGAGACUCGUUUUAUGGGCCAUACAACGGCGAGAUGGUGCAGAGGCAAAAUAGCCAGAAUCUUGGGAACCGGAGCAUGGGUGUUGGAGGGGGAAAUGCCGGCGGUGCAGCGUAUGAGGCACUCUCAUAUGGCGGUUAUGAUUACAAGGAUGAUAGGAAUCUAAGCUAUGUCGUUCCGGCGCAGAGGAGCAGCUUCACUAUACCGCGGAAGCCAAAGAGCUCGAGGAAUUCGCGGGGAUACAGCCAGCCGCCGCUAUUGUCUACGAACCAAUAUUCUAGCUUUGAUUUCGGGACAAACCACACGAGGGCGAAUAGUCUGGGGACUGCGGGCACGAUCCACCCUAUUUACGAAGCGGACGAGGAUAAUGAUAUUGCUGACGCCGGGUUGUUGAAUGUCGGCCAGGCUGUUGAAUACCCUCCAUCGUCCUCGAAUGAUCACUCCGAUCCGUUCACCGAGCCACGUCAGGUUUCAACAGGAGAUAUACGCCCUUACCAGCUCCACCCCCCCGCCAAUCCCCAUUCACUAGACCGCAAUACUCCCUCGCCAGACUCGGCCGCCAAAGAAUGCGAGCGCGAAGUCAACGAAUGGGUCGCUGACUGGGCGGCCGCCGACGCCCUAAUGGGAAGCCAUUCUCGCUCCCAAUCCAUGACACAAAGCGGACGCCUUAUCCCAAGGAAAGAAUCCACCUCUGGACGCACAGCAAGCAAUCUCAGCGAACAGAGCGCCGUGACCCUGAGCCGGAGCGACAGUCAAGCCACGCGGAGCAACUCUCUCACCGCGUUCUUCACAGGCGGCGCCGCCGGAUGGAACCCCUUCGCAUCAUCCAGCGCUUCUGGGCCAACAUCAGGCACCGUUGCGCGCCGCGUCGAGUAUGUCCACGGCGUGUACGCGCCGAGCAGCGGCCGUGCGACCGCCGAAGGAUACUUCACCAACGGGUCCAUCAGCACUACAUCCGACCGCUCGGGCGGCACGCUGACAGCCCCGCCACCGCGUAGCGCAGAUAGCGGUAGCGUCAGCGGUGGCUCGGCCAGCUUCGUCACCGCGCUUUCGGGGGGAAGCUUCCCGGCCUUACGCGUCGAGGCAGAGUCACUGCUCCCACGGCCGGGUGAGUGGGGGUCUGGAAGCCCAAGUAAAAGCAAGGGGCUCAAGAAGCCGCCCGGAUGGUUGGGAAGUUUUAAAAAGGUGUUUGGACAGGAGGAGUGGGUGAGCGGGCCUGGUGUGGAAGAGGGGGAGAGAUAUGUUGAUUCCCCAUCACCUAUCCGUGCGGCCUUUGGGAGUGAACCCUAUCGCGACGAUGAGACAGUGCCGAAGCGCGCGGCGAGCGCGGGGUCGAUGCUGUGGCGGCGUAAGCAGGGAAGAGGGGACUGGGAGGAUAGCGCUGAUGAGGGUGCGGUAGGGCCUCGACCGUACUCGGUUGCGGGACUGGAGACGGCGCCACUAGCGGAGGAAGGGGAGUGGGAUGUCGAGAAAGCGGUGAGGGGCAGGGUGGUGCAGGUUAUGUUUACGGUGCCGAAGGAGAGGUUGCGCGUGGUGAAUCAGGAUGAGGGCGUCGAGGAUGAUGAAAGCGAUAUUGGGAUGCAGAGGGAAGGAAGUCCCACUCGGGAGGGGCGCGAUGAAGAGGGUAGGAUGGCGACCCCGGAGCCGGAGGAUGGGAGGGCUUCGCCGCCGACUCCCAUCAAGAGGAUUGCCUCGCCACAGACGCCAUCCAAUAAGGCGGCUCCGGACACUCCUCUGUCGAGUCGGUCUACAUCGCCAGCGAAGAGCUUGAGAGGGAAGAGGGUCCAGGAGAUUGUGGAUCAGAUGGAGAGGAGGGAGAGUAUGUGAGUGUUCACUCUCGGGAUUCACAUGUGAGGAUUACAAGACAUGUUUGGGAGUCUGGGUGGGGAUUUAGGGGCGUUGGAUGUUUCUGGUGCUGGAUGUU
Pseudogymnoascus destructans is the source of this 3409-nucleotide messenger RNA. RefSeq lists its product as uncharacterized. The transcript has a single exon. Lineage: Eukaryota; Fungi; Ascomycota; Leotiomycetes; Thelebolales; Thelebolaceae. The record is from RefSeq and is a predicted model, not a curated record. Gene Ontology annotation, molecular function: protein binding. The coding region runs from base 1 to 3312 and encodes 1103 amino acids.